Molecule: messenger RNA, 1608 nt
Organism: Symbiodinium sp. CCMP2592
Lineage: Eukaryota; Dinophyceae; Suessiales; Symbiodiniaceae
Source: the annotation of a GenBank genome assembly
AUGCUCAGGAGCCCGGCAGCUGUGCAGCUUCUGUCGGAGCUACUCGAAGCCGGAGCAACAGAAGCGGCAACCCAGAAUCAUGUUUUCAUUCAGGACGAUGAUCACGAACAAAGUUUUGCAGAGCUGCGCGCGUCGGGGCUGGCCACAUGGGCCGAUGAAACUUCGGGCCGCAUCGCUGCUACACGGAAAGCUGCUAGUUGCGCAGGGAUUGCGCAGCUAUACCACGGCCCCUCAGAGGUCUGCGAGUAUGUGGCCAGCUGCCAAGAAGGGCAAGACACGGAAACUAGCGACAGCACGAGCACAGUGUUUGAUCUCUUGAUCAGGCUAUUGCGAGACGGGUGGAAGGAAAGAGGGCUUGCGACGAAGGGGGGUCGGCGCCCGCCUCCUCCUUACACCCAGGGAGGUGAACGCAUACUUGUUUAUCACACCGGUUCUCAGAACAUCGGGCGGCUCUAUCUGGAGUGCCUCUGCAGUGCAGACGAGCUGUUCGAGAAGGGAAUCAAAGAAAUACACCACUUUCAAACGGAAAUGUACUAUCGCACGCUGAUGGAGUGUGAACCACAUCAAUCCGCGAGUGUCCGACCCCAUCAGAAGGUUGCUGUGUACAGGGAAUUACUAGGCAUGAAGCCACGCGCUGGACGUGGCAGUGAGAUAAACCUGUUGUUCGAUGGCAACAGUGAACAUGCCCAUCAGCCGGCGAUGGCAGACUCGGCAGAUGGCGACGUGAACGGUGAGACUACGGAUGCAGACGAUGGGCCUGCCGUGCCAACUUAUCGUGAUGAUGAGGCAGAUGAGGCUGAGGAUCACGAAUCUGUGGACCGCAGCAACGCGGCUCUGUGUGUUCCAGCAGGCGUCCUCGAUGCCGAGGUAGCCGGCACGGCAGAACGUGAUGAUGAGGCAGAUCAGGCUGAGGAUCACGAAUCUGUGAGCCACAGCAACGCGGCUCUGUGUGUUCCAGCAGGCGUCCUCGAUGCCGAGGUAGCCGGCACGGCAGAACGUGAUGAUGAGGCAGAUGAGGCUGAGGAUCACGAAUCUGUGAGCCACAGCAACGUAGCCGGCACGGCAGAACGAAUCUUGGCUUGGACAGUGCUUCCGUCCGACUGCACUUACCUUUGUCGGGUGGGUUGGCUUGUUGAUGAGGAUCGCGAGCCUGAAGACUCGGACGUGGAAGAGAAGACGCCGUCGACGCCUGCUUCUCUGCGUUUAGAGAUGCAACAGGCGAUACUGCAACUGGGAUCUUCCAAUUCCGACAUUGGCGCCAGUGGUGCGUCAAGUUCAUCGGGAUCAGAGGAGUCAGACAAUCGAGAUGAGUCAAACCAGUCAGAGUCACAAGACUCAGAUCCCGAAGAACGGCCUCGACGUCGUCGCAGGGCACGUCCUGUCCAAGCUGAGCUGGCGAUUCCUCGUGAGCCUGGGCCUCCCAGUUCUGUCUACGACCCCAGUACCAUAUUCGUAGGCGCUUUCGCCAUUGUCAAGCGCCACAUCUCUGGUGUGCCUUCUUACUUCGUGCCACCUCGAACGAUGGCAGAAUUGGGGGAUCGUGCAGAGCUCGAGAACCAGAUCACGCACUACUGCCAACUUCACAACCUUCAGCGGCUUGCUUCCUAG